AUGGGUCGACAGAAUCGCAUUCUAGCAUCAUUGCUGGUGCUGGCGUGUACAAGCUCGAGCGCCUGGGCGAACAAAAAGGCGUUCAACAUUCAUGACGAUCUACUCGCAUUCCCUCAGUUUCAGGUCCUCUUUCCGGAUGAAUACAUCCUCGAAUCGCAGGCUCAGGAGCUCCUCCGGACGCAAGCUGCCUCACCCAUCCACGACAACCAUGGCCAACAACAGCCCCUCUCCGAGCAGAAGUCGACACAAGUGUACACGGAAGACUCCUCUACCGAACCGCAUCCCCCACACGACACCACACCCGAGUUAACCUACGAGGAGAUGAUUCUCGAUGACCGACGCUUCUUCUGCCAAAUUCCGCGGGUCGAAACCAAUGAUAAUCGGACGAACGGAAGCGAGCACGCCAGCGAAGCAGACGAGAAGCGGGAGCUUGCCCGCGCGACAGACCGAGGCAUGGAACUGCUCCGCGAGAUGGAGGGCAAAUGCAUGUACUACGUGUCCGGAUGGUGGUCGUACUCGUUCUGCUACAAGAAACAAGUGAAGCAGUUCCACGCGCUGCCGUCCGGCAGCGGUAUCCCGAAUUACCCGCCCAUGGAAGACCCGACUACGCUCUCGUUCAUUCUCGGCAAGUUCCCCAACGCUGAUCAUGACGACGAGGAUGAUGCGGAGCCCGAGCGGAGGAAAUCUUCUUCCACGUCCUCCUCGUCAUCGUCGACUACCGAUGUGGCGGAGCUGCAGACCAAAGGCGGCUCCCGGUAUCUCGUGCAGCAUCUCCGCGGCGGAACGCGCUGUGACUUAACGGGCCGGGACCGCAGGAUCGAAGUGCAGUUCCACUGUCACCCGCAGUCGACAGACCGCAUCGGCUGGAUCAAGGAGCUCACGACGUGUUCCUACCUCAUGGUGAUCUACACGCCGCGGCUGUGCAACGAUGUGGCUUUUCAGCCGCCGCAGCAGGACGAGGUGCACUCCAUCGAGUGUCGCGAGGUUCUGUCGGCUGAGCAGGUGCCCGAGUGGGAGGCGAUGCGGGACUACCACCUCGCGCAGCAGCUGGUGGAUGCUGCCGCCGCCGCGACGCCCGAAUUUCCAAUUGUGGGGGAUAUUGAGGUCGGGGCGCAGCGGCUGGUGGGCACCGAGGGCAAAGAGAUUGAAAAGGGGCGUGUGGCCUCGGCGGGGGAAGAGAAGGUGGAUGUGGUCGCUAAGCGCGAGAACGGCGAGGUGCAGUCAUUGUCGCGGGAGGAACUGGAGAAGUUCGAUCUUGAUCCGAAGAAGAUUGAGGACCUGCGUAAGCGACUCGAGGAGUUGGCUCAGGGUAAGGAUUGGACCUUGGAGAUGGUUACGGCCAACGGCGAGCGCGGAUUACGCGGGAUUGUGACUACGGAUGAUGACAGCGACGACGAGGACGCGCGAGAGAGUGCUCAGGGAGAAGACGCUGGCGGUGAUGAGGGUACAGCCACGGAGAACCCGUCGCAAGAAACGGCGCCCAAGCGUGAGACGCCCCAGGCCGACGAAGAGGAGGAGGGCAGUGAGGAGAUUUUCAAAGAUGAGCUGCUGGAGAACGUGACGGCGCCCAACAUGGGUUUCCUCGGGAUAUACACGGCCAUCUACGAUUACCAGCCCCAGGCGCAGGGUGAAUUAGAGCUGCGCGAGGGCGAUUUACUCUAUGUUCUCGAGAAGAGCGCCGAAGACGAUUGGUGGAAGGCCAAGAAGAAGGCCGAGCGGGACGAUGAAGACGAGCCGGAGGAGGAGACCUCCCAUGCCCCGGCGCCAUCGGUCCCAUCCCCUCCACCGGCCGAGCCCUCGCCUCCUUCCCUUCCGCAGCGCCCGGCCGCCGUGCCCACGGAAGAACCCAAUGGGGCUCCCGCCACCUCCCCUAUUGAUACCGUCCAGAACCCGGCCGCUGCAGCCAUCGCCGAUAUCAUUCACAAGCAACAUGCCGCUGCUCCAGAGCCAGAGCCCGCUCGAACUGUACCGCCGCCCCCGCAGCCGUCCUACGAGCCGGAAGACGAUUACCACCGGGAGCCGUCUCCUCCGCCACCGACGUUGCCGCGACGGCCUCCCUCAGAACAUGUUGCUUCGCCUGUUAGCGCGGAGUCGCCAGCCUCGCCAUCCCUGCCUCCGCGUCCCCAGCUUGGCGGACGGCCGGAAAGAGGUCAUGUGAAGGAAUCGCCCCCGGACAAUCGAGUCGGACAACCCACACCCCGGUCACCGUCCGGAUACCACAUCUACAACAUCAAUGAGAUGGUGGAGGUCAUGGGCAAGCGAAAGAAGAUGCCGACUACUCUUGGAAUCAACAUCGCUACAGGCACCAUCUUCAUUUCGCCGGAGCGAGAUGGCGACAUGCAGGAGUGGACUGCCGACAAGCUGACCAACUAUUCACUGGAAGAGAAACAUGUGUUUGUCGAUCUCGUACGUCCCAGCAAGAGUGUUGACUUCCAUGCUGGCGCCAAGGAUACUGCGCGAGAGAUCGUUGCUGCGCUUGGGGAGAUUUCCGGCGCCUAUCGCGCAGAGGGUCUGAAGGAAAUCAUCGCCGCUGGUUCUGGUGGUGGAGCAAAGAAAAAAGGCCAGGUGCUGUAUGAUUUCAUGGCUCAGGGUGAUGACGAGGUCACCGUGGCUGUCGGUGACGAAGUCGUCGUGUUGGAUGACACCAAGUCCGAAGAGUGGUGGAUGGUCCGGCGCAUGAAGAACGGCAAGGAGGGUGUGGUCCCCAGCAGCUAUGUCGAGAUCACCGGUCUCUUGUCCCCGCCUCCUCCCGCGGCGCGGAUUGAGUCCGGCUUGUCUGCGGUGGAGAGGAACCGACUGGAGGAGGCGCGUCUCGCCAAGGAGGCAUCGCGCAAAUCAAGAACGGACUCGAUGGAGUCGCGAGGUGUCGAGGCCCAGCACCAGAAGCGUGAAAGCCGGCACAAGUCAAAACCCGAUCCGACGAAAACACGGAGCUGGACUGAUCGCACCAAGACGUUCACGGUCGAGGCCCAGUUCAUCGGUCUUCAGGAUGGCAAGAUCCAUCUGCAUAAGAUGAAUGGCGUCAAGAUUGCUGUUCCCAUUGCGAAGAUGUCCAUCGAAGAUUUGGAAUAUGUCGAAAAGAUGACCGGCGAAUCCCUUGAUGAAGACAAGCCUCUAUCCGACAUUCGACGCCGCUCCCAGUCUCAGCGUGAGGCAGAAAAACCAAAGAAGGCUGCCGCCGGCGCUUCCUUCCAACAGUCGGACUAUGACUGGUUUGAUUUCUUCCUGAAGGCGGGUGUUGGCCCGCACCAGUGUGAGCGCUACGCUCAAAACUUUGUCAAGGACUCCAUGGACGAGAGCGUUCUUCCGGACAUCACCCCCGAAGUCCUUCGCACUCUUGGACUAAAGGAGGGUGAUAUUCUGCGAGUUAUGCGCUACCUUGACAACCAAUACGGCCGGACGGGUGCGAAGUCCAAGUUGCGUAACGUGAGCUUCGGUGGAGAGGAGGUCAUUGGCAAUGGCGAGGAUGGUGGCCUCUUCGCCGGCCCUGGUGGCAUGCUCCGUAACAACACGCGCAAGGGCCGACCGGCCCCUGCUGUUCAGACGGGUGAUCCGCCGGUUCAGAAGCAGCUCACUGGGGCGAUGGCAGACCUCUCUCUUCUGACCAACCAUCCUCCCCUUCAGCCACAACCUUCCCAACCGCCGGCACCUCAAGCCACGGCAGCUCCUGCGAUCCAGCCACAGCUAACUGCAGUACCUGCGGCCCAACCGCAACAGCCGCAGCAGACAGGGGCUACUCCUGGGUUCUUCUCCCAGCUGGGACAGCCUGCACAGCAACAGCAGCCUCUGCAAAAUGCCGCGCAAGGGUUCAGCCCUCAAGCCACUGGUUUCCAGCAAGCUUCCCGCCAGCGGCCACAGCCUCCUCCACAGGCCUUGGGCUCCAACACGUUGCUUCCUCCCCCUCCCCAGCGACCCCUCUCCGCACCCCAAAACUUCCCCCAGCAAUCGAGCACGUUUGGUCCACCUCCUUUGCAGCCUCAGCUUACUGGACUGCCUCAAGUUGGUCCUCCAGUGGCUCCGCCUGGACAGAGUCUCGCCGAACUCCACCAGCAGCGAUUCCAACCGAAUCUGCAACCCCAACCCACCGGCCCACAGGGUUCCAGCCACAGUCUCAAUUUUGGGAUCCAACAGCAACAAACAGGCUUCCAGGGCCUUGCACCUCAACCUAACGGCGCUUUGGUGUCUUCCAGCCGCAACCCGCAGCAGCCAAUGCAAGACACGGCAUCAACUCUGUCCUUCCCCCGCCCUUGCAGCAUCAGCCACCCGGGUAGGAAUGGUGUCAGUAGCGUACCUUUCAACGCAUCGCCACCGCCUGUACCCCCGAUUCCCCAACAGCCCACCGCAGCGCCUUUGCAGCCUCAGAAGACUGGCCCUGCGCCGCCAGUCAGAUUUGGUGUGAAGCCGGACGCUCCGAAGAAGCUUGCCCCGCAACCUACAGGCAUGAGGGCAAACCUUGCGCAAGCCACACCUUCGAAUCCAUUCGGUUUCUGA
Molecule: messenger RNA, 4491 nt
Organism: Aspergillus terreus NIH2624
Lineage: Eukaryota; Fungi; Ascomycota; Eurotiomycetes; Eurotiales; Aspergillaceae
Exons: 10
Coding region: 1-4491 (1496 amino acids)
Biological process (GO): endoplasmic reticulum unfolded protein response; retrograde protein transport, ER to cytosol
Cellular component (GO): endoplasmic reticulum lumen
Molecular function (GO): identical protein binding; ubiquitin binding; cytoskeletal protein binding
Source: RefSeq, a predicted model, not a curated record